Pteronotus mesoamericanus is the source of this 3061-nucleotide messenger RNA. RefSeq names its product zinc finger protein 883-like. The record is from RefSeq and is a predicted model, not a curated record. Gene Ontology annotation, biological process: regulation of transcription by RNA polymerase II. Bases 259 to 2181 code for a protein of 640 amino acids. Lineage: Eukaryota; Metazoa; Chordata; Mammalia; Chiroptera; Mormoopidae. Gene Ontology annotation, cellular component: nucleoplasm. The transcript has 3 exons. Gene Ontology annotation, molecular function: DNA-binding transcription repressor activity, RNA polymerase II-specific; RNA polymerase II cis-regulatory region sequence-specific DNA binding.
GAAGGCUGUUGGAGGGAUGAGCCAAUAAGGCUCAGAAAAGGCUCUUCCGUUGAGGCCGAACGCCUGUGGGACGGACUUCCGUUGCCCUGCUGGCGGGCAUAUUGUCUGCGCUCAGAAGCACCUCACGGGUUAGAGUCACUGAGCGCUGCGCCGAGGUGGAGAUGCCGUUGCAAGAAAUCGGAAAGGCCUGCUUGCCGCGUCACGAACGCGACUGUGAGGCUCCGUGAGUCCGCCCCUGUGACCCGCGCCUGGUCCGGGAUGGAGACCGUGGUGCCCGGCGCCACCGCCUCGCCCGCGGCUCCUGCCUCAUCCCGGCCGUGGAAUCUGAUGGCAGCAACCGCGCCUUCUGUCCCACCCGGGCCACAGAGUGUGAUGGCAGCGACCGCCCUGAGGCGCUCGGCUGAGAUUGUUGUGACCUUUGAGGAUGUCGCCGUGCAUUUCUCCAGGACAGAGUGGUGCCUCCUUGAUGAGGCUCAGCGACGACUGUACCUUGGUGUGAUGCUGGAGAACUUUGCUCUUAUAUCUUCAAUGGGUUGCUGCUGUGAACCAGAGGAUAUGGAGGCACCCAUUGAACAGAGUCCAUCUGUAAGGGUCUCACAGUGUAAGAAGCCCAGGUCAGUUGUGGCUCCCUGGAGGAGCCACCCCUGUGAGAGUUGUGGGCCCGUCUUGAGAGACAUUUUCCUCUUGGUUGACCAGCAGGUAACACAACACAGCUCGACACUGCUGAGGUGCGGUGCAUGUGCAAAAGCAUUUUAUUUCAAUGCACAGAGUCACCAGCACCAGGAGGAGGACACAACAAAGAAUUGUUUCUUAAGCAACGUGGACAGAGUCUCACUUGCAGAGAGCUGCAAUUACCAUGUGUCAUGGAAGCCUUGUACCUCUACUGAGGUUGAAAAGAGCGUUCGCAUCAGCUCAGGACAUCUAGAGCAAGUGGCUACUCACACCAUGCACAGGGAAAACAAAAUCUCUAAGUCUAGAAUGACUUUUCAAAGCAGAAAACAUUGUUACAACCAAACAGAAUGCAAGAAAACCAUUGGCCAUGAUCACACACUUGUUGAGGACCACAAAUCCCUUACUGGAAGACAUUGUAUUUUGUGUUGUGAAUGUGGGAAAUCUUUUACCCAUAGUUCUGCCCUCUGUGAUCAUCAGAGAGUUCACAAUGGGAGUUCACAUGAACGCAGUGAAUGUGGAGAAUCUUUUACCAGUGGCUCUGACAUCUGUGAACAUCACAGAGUUCACACUGGAGAGAGACCUUUCGAGUGUGGUCAACAUGGAAAAUCUUUUACCAGUAGAUCUGACCUACAUGAGCAUCACAGAGUUGACACUGGAGAAAGACCUUAUGAGUGCACUGAAUGUGGAAAAUCUUUUACUCGUAGUUCUUCCCUUCGUUAUCAUCAGAGAGUUCACACUGGAGAAAGGCCUUAUGAGUGUGGUGAAUGUGGAAAAUCUUUUAACAGUAGCUGGGCGCUUCAGCGUCAUUACAGAGUUCAUACUGGAGAAAGGCCUUAUGAGUGCAGUGAAUGUGGAAAAUCUUUUAACAGUAGCUGGGCACUUCAACGUCAUCGCACUGUUCACACUGGAGAAAGGCCUUAUGAGUGUGGUGAAUGUGGAAAAUCUUUUCACAUUAGCUGGGACCUUCGAUGUCAUCACAGAGUUCACACUGGUGAAAGGCCUUAUGAGUGCAAUGAAUGUGGGAAAUCUUUUUCCAGUAGCUCUGCCCUCUAUAAACAUCAGAGAAUUCACAUUGGAGAUAGGCCUCAUGUGUGCGGUGAAUGUGGAAAAUCUUUCACCAGUCGCUCUGACCUCCGUAAACAUCACAGAGUUCACACGGGAGAAAGGCCUUAUGAGUGCACUGAAUGUGGAAAAUCUUUUAAUCGUAGCUAUGCCAUUCGUAAUCAUCAGAGAAUUCACACUGGAGAAAGGCCAUAUGUAUGCAGUGAAUGUGGAAAAUCUUUAACAUGUAGCUCUGCCCUCCGUUAUCACCAGAGAGUUCACACUGGAAACAGGCCUUAUGAGUGUGGUGAUUGUGGGAAAUCUUUUUUCAUUAGCUCUGCCCUCCGUUAUCAUCAGAGAGUUCACACUGGAGAAAGGCCUUAUGAGUGCAGUGAAUGUGGGAAAUCUUAUACCAGAAGCUCUGCCCUCUAUAAACAUCAGAAUUCACACUGGAGGAAGGCUAUAUAAGUGUGGUGAAUGCGGGAAAUGAUUAUACCUGUAGCUCUGCCCUCCACUGUCAUCAGUGCAUACACGCUGGAUAAUAGCCUUAAGAAUGAGCUGAGUGUAGGAAAUCUUUACCAAACUGGUAUCUGUUGUCAAAGAGUUCACACUGGAUAAAUGCUUAAUGAGUGCACUGAAUGGGGGAAAUCCUUUACCUGUAUCAGUCACCUUUAAUAGCAUAAAAGAGUUCACACAAAAGAAAUACCAUGUGAAUGUGGUGAAUGUGGGAAGUCUUUUUCUCUGUAGCAUUAACCUUCAUUGUCAUCAGAGAGUUCACAGAAUGGAGAAUGGCCUAAUGUCUGCAGUGAAUGUGGGAAAUGUUUUUCUUCCAUCAGUAUUUUACAAUAUUUUGAGAGAGGUUACACUGUAAAAAUGCAUUUUGAGUGAUGUGAACAUGAGAUAUUUUUUACCAGUCACCAUUGUCUUUGUGGUCAUUGGAGAAUUUACAAAUCUAAAUUCCUCUAAAAAAAUUUGGGAAAUCUUAAUUUUUUUUAUCCAUUUCUUUUGUUAUCUUCUGAAAAAUCACACAGGAGAAAGAUUUUUUUGUAUACAUGCAAUAUGAGAAAUUGUUUUUCUUGUAGCUCUAGCUUCCGUUAUAUUCACAGAUGUCAGUGUGGUGAAAGGCCUUAUGAAUACAGUGAAUGUGAGAAAUUCUUUGUAUCCUUUCUUAUCAUCAGAUUUUACAUAGGAGAUAAGCCUUAUGGGGACAUGAAAUGUUGGAAAUCAUUUAUGUCAUAGUCAUGGCCAGCAUAAGCGCAGUUCACACUGGUUAAAGGCUUCAAUGAUGAAGUGAACAUCAGAAGUCUUUAUCUCUAAGAACAUACCUUUCAGACAUUGGCAAACUCAC